CAGUGGCUGUGGAGUGGUGGUCUCUUUUCCCUUCGCUUUUCUCCCAGUGAACUUCAACUGUUGAGAAGUAAACAGCCCCUUCCCUGAUUAUUCAGUCUUUGCCUGGCUGUGGGACUCAAGCGAGAAGAGGGAGACAUGCAGAUAUGUUGCAGCAUAUUCAAGAAAGGUUUUUAGGAUGGAAGAUGCUAAAAUGGACUCGCCUGAUGGCUGUAAAGUACAAGAUAAGAAAACUGCCUCCAACCGCCCUUCUGCUACAAUUUCAGGACAAAAUAGCAGCCACUCAGGAAAUAAACCAGACCCUCCGCCUGUGCUACGGGUUGAUGACCGGCAGCGGCUGGCCCGAGAACGACGUGAGGAACGAGACAAGCAGCUAGCUGCACGAGAAAUCGUCUGGCUAGAAAGAGAAGAGCGAGCCAGGCUACACUAUGAGAAGCACCUGGAAGAGCGGAAGAAGAGGCUAGAGGAGCAUCGGCUGAAGGAAGAGCGGAGGAGGGCUGCGGUGGAAGAGAAGCGGAGGCAGAGGCUAGAGGAGGACAAGGAACGCCUUGAAGCUGUUGUCCGACGUACAAUGGAAAGGAGCCAGAAACCCAGACAAAAGUACAACCGAUGGUCCUGGGGAGGCCCUCUCCACGGGAGCCCCAGCAUCCACAGCUCAGAUCCAGACAGGCGGUCAGUUUCCACCAUGAAUCUUUCGAAACAUGUUGAUCCCGUCAUUAGCAAGCGGCUCUCCUCCUCAUCUGCAACUUUGCUAAAUUCUCCAGAUAGAGCUCGCCGCCUGCAGCUCAGCCCCUGGGAGAGCAACGUUGUUAACAGACUACUGAUGCCCACACAUUCAUUCCUGGCCAGAAGUAAAAGCACAGCUGCCUUGUCUGGAGACGCAGUUAUCCCCAUUUGUCCUCGUUCAGCAUCUUGCAGCCCCAUCAUCAUGCCCUACAAAGCUGCACACUCUAGAAAUCCAGUGGAUCGACCAAAACUCUUUGUAACACCACCCGAGGGCUCUGCGCGCAGGAGGACUGUUCAUGGCGCCACGGGCCAUAAAAGAGACAGAGAAAAUGUACCUUUCCACCUCACAUCUGGCGUCCGAAGGACUCUAUCUCCAGCUAAUCCCAAAGGAAGAUCGCCAGCUCCCUCCCGACUCUGGCUCCCGUCCAAGUCCUUCCCGCACUUGCCCGGCACACCCCGACCAGCGUCUUCCUUACCUCCUGGCUCGGUCAAAGCUGCCCCAGCUCAGGCCUGGCCCCCAUCCCCUGGCAACAUCCGCCCUGGCAAGAAAGAAGCCAGAGUGGAACCUGAGAAGAAAGACCCCGAGAAGGAACUUCAGAGUGUUGCCAGCGAGCCCUCACUGAGGGGCAGAGCACCGUUGGUGAAGGUAGCAGAAGCCGAAGCCGAAGAGGCGACGCCUGUCGAGCCCGAAGCUGACACAGCUGCUCCAGCGCAGGCUCUGGAUCCAGCUCCAGCCCCAGCCCCAGCUGCACCUCCAGCCUCUGUCACCACCACACCACCCCCUGUGACUGCCAGUGCUGCUUCCAAGGUCUCCGCAGGCACCACGGACCCAGAAGAAGCCACACGGCUGCUGGCUGAGAAGAGGAAGCUGGCCCGAGAGCAGAGGGAGAAGGAGGAAAGAGAGAGGAGGGAGAAGGAAGAGCUGGAAAGACAGAAGAAAGAGGAAUUGGCUCAAAGGGUGGCCGAAGAGCGAGCCCGCCGGGAGGAGGAGGCGCGCAGGCUGGAGGCCGAGCAAGCCCAGGAGAAGGAGGAGCAGCUGCGCUUGGAGCGGGAGCGCGCAGAGACCGAGCGCGCCCAGAAGCAGAAGGAAGAAGAAGCCCGCGUUCGUGAGGAAGCAGAGAGGGCCCGGCAGGAACGAGAGAGACACUUCCAGAGAGAAGAGCAGGAGCGUCUGGAGAGGAAGAAGCGGCUUGAGGAGAUUAUGAAGAGAACCAGGAGGACAGAAGCUGCAGAGAAGAAAACCGUGGAUCAGAGAAAUGGUGACAUAGCCAAGGGAGCUCUCGCUGGAGCAACAGAGGCAGCUGCACUUCCAUGUAUGACAGACUCGCCAGGAAGUGGAGAUCCAGGCACUAGCCCACAUGUGGUCACUUCACACCAACCCAAAGUGACCAUGGAAAGUUUCCCUAGUGCUCCUAAUUUAGAAAAACAACCAAAUGAAAAUGGAGUAUCUGUGGAGAAUGAAACUUUUGAAGAAAGUAUAACCUUACCCAUUGGAUCUAAGCCAUCAAGAUUAGAUGUCAUCAACAGUGACAGCCCAGAAAUUCCUUUGACUCCAAUUUUGGCCUUCGAUGAAGAAGGGAUGCAUGGGCCUCUACCUCAGGUAGAUGGUGUUAAAACACAACAGACCGCAGAAGUUAUAUGAGCAUUUCUUCUGAUGCACCAAAGCAGAUAUUGAGUAAGAGUUUCUAUGAUUGAUAGAAUUCCUUUCAUGCCACAAAGGAGCAUUCCCUCCUCCAGUUUUCUAAAGAUUGCUUGACCAUCAUUUUGAAAAGACUUUAUUAAAACCAGCUAAUGAUAACAGACUGGAUAGCUUUUCUAAUAAUUUCGCCAACAGAAAGAAAUAAAUGCUUCUUAUUCUUCAGUACUUUAAAAUGGCUUUUUCCAGUGUGUUUCUUCUUAGCAAAUUGAUAUUUUUCUGCAUUCUUUAAAAGACAAGAACAUUUGACUCUAAAAGAAAUGGGCUGACUAAGCAUGAUUUUCACAGAGAUAUUUUGUUCUUAGAAGCUUAACAUAUAAAAUUGGCCAAAAAAAUUACCUUUUACAAUGUAAUACUUGAAAAAUAAGUACCUCUUUUCUCUACAAAUAGAGUGAAUAGAGGAGGUGUUUAAAUUAAACCUGUUUGUUUAAAUAUUGUUGCAAAAAGCUCUAUUUGUAGAGGCAAAUUAAAGGCAGCCUACCAGGUUCUUUUAAAUGCAACUUGUACAUGGACGUUCUGCGAACCCAGCUGUCAUAUUCUUCUUGCAGCUCCUUUUACAAAAGCUAACAAGUUUUUAAAUGUGAAAAAAAAUUAUUUUUUCAAAGCAAAAACAUAAUUUACUCUCCUCUUAAAUAAUGUAUUUGUAAAGUUUUUCCAAACAAAUCAAAUAAAUUAGAACAAUGUGACAACGCUGCAGAUUUGCUUUAUGAGAUGCAUUCCUUCUGACGUUACUGUGAGAGAAUUGUUACUGGUGAUUCAGGGCUACUUCUGACAUUUGCAUGUUGCUGCUGUCCCCAGUGAUGGCGGGGACUUAUCUAUGCCUUACCUGAUCUCAAAUUAUGGGGACGGAGGAUUCAUGUUUCUUUAGAUAAAAAAAGAAUUUGGUUUUGCUCGUUUCAGAGCAAUGAAGAUAUGAUGGGAUGUGGACUGGGUGACAGUGGGACGAGGGCCUCCACCCACGGGCAUCCUCGCGCCGCCUGGCAGCUGGCAGCUUUCACUUUUCAUCAUUAUUCUUCACUUUUGCUGCUGACCCUAGCUGUACAAACUUGCACUUUUGUUUGCUAAUAUAAAUUCAAUUUUAUUUUCCCAUGUAAGAGACCACUCAUGACUAAAUGUAGAAAGAGAGGGAACACUGAACACUGAAGGAGGAAUACCUGUUUUUAUGUGGAAUGUUUAAAAAAGAUAAAUUUAUACCAGUAUAAUGUGUUGGUUUUGUUAAAAGAGGAAUUGGUUAAGCUACUAGAUUGAAUGAGACACGAUUCAUCUUAUUGGACUGUUUCUUUUAAAUCUAAGCAUAUGAUUUUUAGCAACAAUUUUAAUUUGUCAAAACAUUAAUCUGGAUUUUUUCCCUUAUUCUCAGUUGUCUGUGUACCCACAGUCAUUGUAUUAAAAAAUUCUGUUCAACAAAGCUGUUUUAUUUGUUUAAAUCGAUCUAGCAUGAAACACCAAAUAAAAUAUUUGCCAUA
This is a messenger RNA of Heterocephalus glaber (naked mole-rat), 3885 nucleotides long. RefSeq names its product microtubule associated protein 7 (gene Map7). Gene Ontology annotation, cellular component: microtubule cytoskeleton. The record is from RefSeq and is a predicted model, not a curated record. Lineage: Eukaryota; Metazoa; Chordata; Mammalia; Rodentia; Bathyergidae. Gene Ontology annotation, biological process: microtubule cytoskeleton organization.